Molecule: messenger RNA, 3969 nt
Organism: Mollisia scopiformis
Lineage: Eukaryota; Fungi; Ascomycota; Leotiomycetes; Helotiales; Mollisiaceae
Exons: 4
Biological process (GO): endocytosis; endosomal transport
Cellular component (GO): cytoplasm; plasma membrane
Molecular function (GO): protein binding; calcium ion binding
Source: RefSeq, a predicted model, not a curated record
GCGCCAAAUCUGAACCUCACUCCAGAAGAGAAGCGCCUAUUCGGACAGCUGUUUCGACAAGCCGAUUCGGAUAGUGUUGGUGUGGUGACUGGAGAGGUCGCUGUUAAAUUCUUCGAGAAGACAAGGCUUGAGCCGCGUGUGCUAGGAGAGAUAUGGCAGAUUGCGGAUAAAGAAAAUCGAGGCUUCCUCACACCUACGGGCUUUGGGGUAGUUUUGAGAUUGAUUGCGCACGCCCAAGCUGGAAGAGAUCCCACUCCCGAGCUGGCACUGAAGCCUGGUCCCCUCCCCAAAUUCGAUGGCAUAAGUGGCUCUGCUCCGGGCAUGAGCCCUACGAUUCAACCUCCUCCCGGCCCUCCGCCAAGCGCUUUACAACCACAAGCAAGCGGAUCUGGUCCCAUACGAGUUCCUCCGUUGACUCCGGAAAAAGCAGGCCAGUAUGCAGCUUUGUUCGAGAAGUCAGGAGCUUCCAAUGGAGUACUUCCAGGAGAGCAGGCAAGAUCCAUAUUCGAACGCUCAGCUCUCCCAAAUGAAAUUCUGGGAAGGAUAUGGAAUCUAGCGGACACGGAGCAGAAGGGCUCUCUUCAAGUCAACGAAUUUGUGAUCGCUAUGCAUCUGCUAGCAUCAUUCAAAGUGGGCGCUCUCCGCGCAUUACCGAACGUACUUCCAGCAGGACUCUACGAAGCAGCAGCUCGGAGACCACCAAGUAGACAGUCUUCAGGGGCGGGAGCUAUGUCAGCUAUACCCCGGCAGUUUAGUGGUGCUCCUCGUACUGGUAGCCCUCUGAGCCGACCUGCAUUUGCUCCGCCUCCACAGCAGUUCCCUCAAGCCUCGGGUUCCGCUGGAGAUUGGGCUAUCACGCCUGCUGACAAGGCAAAGUUCGACAAUAUCUACAAUGGUUUGGAUAGGACUAACAGAGGAUUCAUUACUGGGGACGAAGCAGUACCAUUCUUCAGCGAAUCAAAACUUCCAGAAGAAGCUUUGGCGUCAAUCUGGGACCUCGCAGACAUCAACUCUGCUGGACAUCUGACGAGAGAUGAGUUCGCAGUCGCCAUGUAUCUCAUUCGACAGCAACGAGGGAAGCGAGAUGGACGAGAGUCUUUACCUGCUACUUUGCCUCCUAACCUAAUUCCACCAAGUAUGCGAAAUCAGGUACGGCCCGCUCCUCUUCCAACCGCUCCAGCUUUCGAUGCCCCACAAACCAUGCCCAAAUCAGCAGCGGAAGAUUUGUUUGGUCUGGAUGCUCUCUCCUCUUCUCCAGGACCUGCUCCAGUCCAAGAUCCUCAAUCUACUGGUGGCUCAGGGUCCUUCGGUAUCAAUCGGCAGGUAACAGGUGAUCCCUUUGGCGCCCCAUUGACUCCAACAUCACCUGCACAACUCUCUCCCCAGCAUUCAACUCUUUUCAAGCCCUUUCUACCAACCUCGUCGUUUGGUCAAAGCAUCACGCAUCAAGGUACUGGAGGGUCGAAUAGUUCAGGCCCAUCUCUGCAGCGAAGCUUCCAGCCCCAGAGUUCUUCUGCUACCGAGGAUUUACUAGGUGACAACGAUCCCGAGAUAAGCAAGAGGCUCACAAACGAGACGACCGAACUUGCAAACCUUUCUAAUCAAGUUGGCAAUUUGUCAAAGCAAAUGCAAGAUGUGCAAGGACAACGAGCAAGUUCACAGAACGAGUUGACCCAGGCGAGUACUCAAAAGCGUGAGUUUGAAACUCGCCUCGCCCAGCUACGCUCUCUCUACGAACAAGAAGUGAAGGAUGUAAAAAGUUUGGAAGAGCGCCUUGCAGCAUCCCGGGCCGAGACCAAGAAAUUACAAACUGAUAUUGCCAUGCUUGAAGGAACUUAUGGAGACCUCCAGAACCAGCACCGCCAAAUUGUUAUAGCAUUGCAGGCAGAUCAACAGGAGAACGCCAACCUAAAGGAGCGGAUGAGAGUUGUCAACGCCGAAAUCACACAGAUGAAACCGACGUUAGAGAAGCUCAGGUCAGAUGCUCGUCAACAGAAGGGAUUGGUUGCAAUUAACAAGAAACAGCUUGCAACAAAUGAAGGGGAAAGAGACAAGCUGAAGGCCGAGGCUGAAGAUCUGAACAAGAGUAUCAAGGAGGAUACAGAGACACUUGCUGCGGCUGCAGCAGCUGCUAAAGUACAAAGCCCACCGCCCGCUGAGAGGUCUGCUGUUGUUAGCCCCGCCCCAUCGACCAUGAGCGCCAACAACCCAUUCUUCCGUCGACAUCCAAGUUCGGGCGAUAUUCCCACAUCUCCCUUUAGUGCAUCGCCUGCCGUCAAUGAUCGGUCCUUCGAGAAUGUAUUUGGACCUUCAUUCGCCGCUGCUACUGAACCACCCCCAGCGACGAGCUUUAAAUCAGAAGCUCUUCCCGUUCGUCAACAAACGACUGGAGGCAGUGUGUUUCCUACUCCCUCUCCUCCUAACCAAACUAGUCGAGAAAUAACUUCGACCAGUGAGCUACCACCGCCUCCGCCAGAAUCAAGACAAAUUAACUCUAGUUUUUUACCUUUUCCUUCACAUGAAGAUUCAGUGACAUCUUCUCGGCAAGUUUCAGCACCGAACAGUAGAUCUGGGGAAGACACUGGUGCUGAUACUCCUACAAACUAUAUGGGUAUGACACCAACAGGAUCUUCAGCAGCAGGACCAACAGAAACUGCCAGAGCUGUAUCGCCUAGUGUCGACCGUAAAUCUAAUGCUUCACCCGCUGGCCUUGAGCCACCUCAAGAUGCAAUUCCAGGUGCAUUCCCUGGCGACUCUCACUCGAAUAUUGUGGCAACACCCACUGGCGGCAGUACUUUAAGUGAACAAGCCGCGGCUGAUCCCUUCGCUCUAAAUAAAGCCCCAGAGCGCACUGGCACUGCCAAGGACGACUUUGAUGCUGCUUUUGCUGGCUUUGGUAAUACUGCCAAAGCUCAAGAACGCUCCAAUACUGGCAAUUCGUCUGCAUCUGGCUCCGCUAAUGUUGCCGGGUUCAAUAAGGAGUUCCCGCCAAUCGCUGAAUUAGAAAAUGACGACGAAAGUGACAGCAACGACGAAGGGGGUGGCUUCGAUGAUGACUUCGCCCCAGCAUCUCCUGGUCAUGGGAGAAAACCUAGCGGGGAUAAAGCUGUCACUGCCACACAACCAACUAGUACACUGAAUGAUACAUUGGCUGUAAGACCUACGAUCAACACGCAAGCUUCGGCACAAAGCAUGGGAAGCAACCCACCACCUGCCAGUGCUCAAACCUCGCCACCUGCGUACAACAAAGCUGUAUCUCCAGCUGACCAAGCUCAAUCACAAGCACAGCAAUAUAUCGGACUCCUACCUUCUCGCGAAGUGCCUACACCCACAUCGCCAGAGCAAAAUACAAGCACCGCUACCAGCUCAACACCAUUUGGUGUUCCUCAAGUCUCAUCACAGCCUGUCCCACCAGCUAAGAUCCCUUUCGAUGACGAUUUCGACGACUUUGAUGACUUGGAAGACGCCAAAGAAGGAAGUGCUGAUGAUGAUUUUGCAAAUAUCUCUAAUCAUGAGCGCGGUGGCCUUGACGAUUUCAAUCCCAUGUUCGAUAGUCCUCCAGCUUCCAAGGGACAAGAACAUUCAACACAAAGUAAUGGAUUCGGUACCAGCAAUGCUUUCGGAGAUUUCACUUCAUCGCCUAGUACCACGCAGCCACCUUUGGCUACACAGGCAGUGAAUGAUAGCCAUGAUUGGGAUGCUAUUUUCGCUGGUCUUGAUGAACCUGUACCAGCACCAGCCGAGGCACCAAAGACCGAGCCUGCACCGACAAUGAAUAAUGGUACCUCCGCUGCUACCGCAGAGAGACCACAGAUUGGUCGAGCUCUGACGGAAGCCGGUGUUCAUGAUGACCCCAUCUUGAAGAACUUGACGGGAAUGGGAUAUCCUAGGAAUGAUGCUUUAGCCGCGUUGGAGAAGUACGAUUAUAGUUUGGAAAGGGCUGCGAAUUACCUUGCCAGUCAGUCAUGA